This is a messenger RNA of Rhipicephalus sanguineus (brown dog tick), 3036 nucleotides long. RefSeq lists its product as uncharacterized. Gene Ontology annotation, biological process: cell surface receptor signaling pathway; G protein-coupled receptor signaling pathway. Gene Ontology annotation, molecular function: G protein-coupled receptor activity. The transcript is spliced from 2 exons. Gene Ontology annotation, cellular component: membrane. The record is from RefSeq and is a predicted model, not a curated record. Lineage: Eukaryota; Metazoa; Arthropoda; Arachnida; Ixodida; Ixodidae. The coding region runs from base 216 to 2150 and encodes 644 amino acids.
UUCGACCUUCGCCAGACGCGUUUCGAUGAGCUGGAUGCACAACGCCUCGCGUCUGUCGCCUCGAAAACAACGAAACGAAGGCCCGCGGAAGCAUGGGCUGCACGCAACUCCAUCCGCGUUCAGGAGGUGCUCAUUCCUUCAGCCCCAGACUUCAAGACGCAGAACCGGCAGAGAGCCCACCUUGAAGGAACCGCCGUCUCGUCUUUCAUGAAGGCAUGAACGAGUACGCGUCUUUGGCAGUUGUGACCCUACUGUUCCUGGUCAGCGCCCUGUGCUCGGAGUGGGAUUGCAAUGUAACUCUUCCCUGGAGUGUGGAGAACAGCGAUCACCCGGUCAUACCGCGACGUGUCCUCCAGGAUCUUCUUCGUUGUCCGCACGAACUACAUGGAUGCACUCCUUCGCCGGUUGUGUGCGACGAGCAGCUCUUUGCGGUGACGUGUUCGUGCGCGAAUAACUGCGAACUCUACGGCGACUGUUGUUGGGACGCCGGACCUAAUUUGUCGUCCAUAACGCCGGCAACCUGUGUGGCGCGGAAUGUCGACCAUCAUUUUGGAAGGAACUUCUACGUCAUCUCCGCGUGCAACCCAAAGUGGCCGGAUGACGGCGUGCGUCGAUCGUGUGAGAAUGCGACGAACUCGAAGGAGGCCUUCUACUUGAUACCUGUGACCACCAGAAAGAUGGUGACGUACUUGAAUGCUUUUUGUGCUCUGUGCAAUUACGACUUGGACGACACGGCGACGUUUUGGAAUUCCACGGGAAAGCCCCAAAGCGGAUUUCAGGUCGACGUUCCGCCAUUCGUCUUGAAGAACGUGGAUACUUACCUCAGACCGUGUGACCCUCAUUUAGUUAACGUAUUUAAAUGCCCCGAAGGGGCAGACAGUGAACUAGCGCGAAAGUGUAAUACCUAUUUUGCUCCUGUCGAACACAUAGACAACAUCUCGGAUGUCGUCUACAAGAACGUCUACUGUGGCCUCUGCAACGGGGCCGAACUCUCCUCGCUAAAGUGCAUACCGAAGCGAGCUGUUCGAGAGACGUGGGUUCGCGUUCACAUCAAAACAUCGUUCAGGCCGAACCUCGUGUCUUUGAUGCGACCCGUUCUAACUCAGGAGUCUUGCUUUUCGUGGCACGACGACAAAUGCUACAUAAAAGUGCCCGAGUACUACUACACGAACCAUUCGAUUGGGGAUGGAAGCGACGAUGACAUCGACGUCCCCAACAGGACAAGGAUAGUAGCGUACAACGUUCAAAACUACCUCACACUCAUUUGCAUCGGUUUGUCCCUCGCGUGUCUUUUCUUGAAAGUCGUCGUGUACGUGUUUUUUAAAACUUCUCGUUCGUUUUCCACGCGCUGUACGUUGUGCCUGUCUUGUACAUUGUUCUGGAGUCACCUGUCAUUCCUUCUAGCAAACAGCUUCGACGUACACACUUUGGUGUGCGUUGUGUUCGCCAUAGUUCUUCAUUACGGGUUUCUUUCCACUUUCUUCUGGACCAGCUUGCUGUCCUUUGACAUUUGGAAGCACGUCGCGUCAGCGCGUAUUUCUUCCAGCAAGCGUAGUGGCUUUCUGCUGUACAGUGUCAUAGCCUGGGGCGUCCCUCUGCUCAUAGUCGGGACAAGCGUGGCCAUAAACUGGGCCGCCCCAGACUUUGUGCUUUCGCCUCGCUACGGCCGCUUCGGCUGCUGGAUAGGCAAUCUGUGGAGCCAGCUGGCGUUCUUCCUCAUGCCCAUGAUGAUCCUCCUUGUGCUGGACAUCGGUCUGUACGUGCACACUGUCGUCAAGAUCCGUAGAACGGCGAAGCGUGCGUCCAUAUUCGAAUUCACGGGUGGCAGUAACUACUGCCACAUGAGAUUGUACGUAAAGCUCGCUUUCAUCAUGGGCAUGACGUGGAUGCUCGGUUUCAUCACGGCUUUCUUCAAUGUGCUCGCCAUGGACAUCGUCGUCAUCAUCUUGAUCGGACUGCAAGGCGUGUACUUGUUCUUUGGCUUCAGGGACUAUCAUCAUCUGAUACCGAAGCGCUUCCGCAAAAGGCGGAAGUGUGUUCUUUCUGCCGUACCUACAGUGAACGCGCCAGUAGUCGCCGCUGAAGAAAGCGUCGAGGAACGGAACGUUAUUCGUCGGAGGUCUUCGAACGAAGUGGAAAAAGUUGAGUGAAGUGCACGCGUGUUUCGAAGCCUCCUAUAUGCGCACAAAUUCUGGACUAUGCUUCGCUACAAGUGAUGUCUGUAGUAUGUGCAUCAAACGCGAAUAAGUCAAAGUGCAAACAAAUCAGCUGCGAGGUGAUGCCACGGGACUAAGCCAGUGCUAUAGAGGUGAACGCGAGGUACAGACAAAAACUUUAGUGCAUUGGUGGAGCCACCAAAACGAGGUAUGUUCGAAGAGUCUUGAAAGACUGCUGUACUAAAGGACAAGCGCCGAAAGAUUAGUUCUGAUCUUCCUCAGACUUUGCUCGCGUACCAAACAUUCCUUGCUUGUGAGACACAGCGUCCUUUUACGAGUCGGGAAGAGCAAGUCUGGAUGCUCACCUUCCCCGACAGAAACGAGCAUGGACUCUUGGUAAUGUUAAAAAACUUGAGCGGUAUUAUAUUUUAAUGUGUUCAGCAGUGAUGCAUUGUGUCUGUUAUUGCAGUGCAAACCCUGUGGAAGUGAAUCGCAUACACUUCAGAGCUUCAGUAAAACUAGCAGUAAGCAACAUCGAGUCAACAUUUAUAUUGGCGAAGGCCGCCUAUAUAGCAAGCAGUCUAACCUAAAGAUAAAAAUUCUCGAAUAUCUUUUCUGUUCAGUCUGUUUUAGUGCCCGUCAUUGAUGUUAAACAGGCGCCAACGCCGAGAAGUAUUAGCUAUGGAAUUGUUUAUUUAUAACUCCUGCUAUCACAUUCCAAAUGCUGAUCGCUGUCCCAACUUGAUGUCUUGUGUUAGCGUUGCCUUAUGAAUGCUGCACUCUGAACAAUUUUUUGUAAAUGUGGUUAUAAAUUCGCUCACAGGUAUCGUGACCAGGAAGUUCUGGUGCACCACUCUUCAGCUCUUUAUUUUUGCUUCAG